Linum trigynum is the source of this 1926-nucleotide messenger RNA. NCBI's taxonomy places the organism in Eukaryota, Viridiplantae, Streptophyta, Magnoliopsida, Malpighiales, Linaceae. The record is from the annotation of a GenBank genome assembly.
CAGUCACCUUAUUAUAAUUGAUAAAAAAAAGAGGCGGAGUGUCACUCGCAUGGAGAAAAACAUCAAGUCUCGCUGCGAAGAACAGAGAAUUAGGGUUAGGGUUCUUCCUCAUCUUUCCCCCCCACAAAACCAGCAUUCUCUCUCGCUACAAAAAUCGACGACCAAGAAGUCGCUAAAUUUACACUUCAGAUGAAGUGGCUUCGCCUGUCGAUUGCAGAUAGAACCAGCGACCUCCCUCCCAACGUGAUCGAGCGCAUCCUCCUCUUCCUCCCCGUCAAAGACGCAGCCAAAGCGGCGACACUGUCGACACAUUGGAGGCACCAGUGGAAAGGCAUUCCUCAACUCAAUUUCGACGCCGAUUUCGCCCGCGUCCCCGGAGUUGGAAGCUACGAGCACAACGCGAACAGAGUAGUCCUGAGGAUUUACAAAGCCCUGCUGACCCACGACGGGCCGAUCACGAGAGUCGUCCUCGCGAUCCCGGGAUUGAGACCCAUCCACGACAUCGAUCACCUGAUUCUCCACCUAUCCAAAAAAUGCGUCAAGGAAUUCGUCCUCCGCUUCGGCGACGAGAUGGACGGCUACCCGUAUCUCAACUGCGACGUCUCGUCCUCCCUGUUUGCUGCUCGUGAGUUGGUUUACCUGAAACUACAGGGUUGCACGUUGAAGGCGCCGUCUUGGUUCGUCGGGUUUAGUAAUCUCACUCGUCUCGCACUGAAUCACGUGUACCUGCCAUCUGAUUUCUUCACCCAUUUCCUUCCCAAGUGCCCGUUGCUUGAACAAUUGAGACUUGUGCACUGUGACCAGUUCGUCAACACGGAGAUUCUGUCUCCUUCGCUCAAAUUGCUUUCCAUUCAGUCGACUCUGUACAGAAUUUGCUUCAAGUAUGCUCCUCUUCUAUCGGUCGUGUCGAUUCUGGAUGCCGACGAGUUUAGUGAUUACAGGUUUACCCUGUUUCAGCAGUAUGAACUGGACAUGGUCGAUGAUGUGUUUACUUCUCUCCCUGCGCUACGGGAGUUAACUAUUGGAACUGGAUUUCUGCUUUUCCUUGCUGCAGGUCAAGUCCCCUACAAGCUUCCAACGCAUCUUCAUCACUUGAAAGUCCUCCAAAUAUACCUUUUAUUAUAUAGGUGGCCGGAGGCUCGUGUUCUUGUUUGUCUAAUCAUGAGUUCCCCCAACUUGCAGACGCUCAGCAUUCAGCUGGAUACCCUCGAUUACCAUCCGACAUCAAAGCUUAUUGACAGCUUGGACAAGUUGUUGAAAGCGAAAGACCAGCAUGGAUCUGGCUGCUGCUUUCAGUGUCUUGAGGAGCUGAAUAUUCGUGGAAGCCGUGGGAUGCAGGUUGAGCUGGACCUGGUAAGGUUUGUACUAGCUACUGCCCCACUGCUGCGCAAGAUUCACAUCGAGCCUAGAAGCGAAUUGAACUGCGACGUGGUUCUGAAGUUCUUGAUGCAGCUGAGUCGAUAUGAGCGUGUUUCGGAGAGGGCAGAGAUCAUCUAUCUCUGGAAAUAUGAGGGGUAAUUGACAACCCCUUUGGGGGGCUUUAAUUUGCUUGUUACUGUUGCUGCUGGGGCCAGCAUUUGUCAGCUCGAUCGCUUGAUGGUGCAUUACUGACUGUAGGGCUUGUUGUGACAUUGACACGCAUCAUCAGUUUAGCUCUUUGCCUCUUCUCUCUUCUAUGAGUGUGCUCAAUCUCUCUCCGGUGGUAACUGGUAAGCGUUGUAGCAUAGCAUACUGUUCAUCAGUGCCUGGAAACAUGAGGACUUGUAGGUAGUGAAUGACCAAGAGAGGCUAGGUAGUAAGCUACAUCGUUAGCUUUGCUAAAAACACGCUCUAACUUGACCUCUCAGUACUCCAAGGCUAAUGGUUGUUGAAUCUCAGCAAUUGUGCUAUUGAGUGUUUCUUCGCGAAGAAAUGGAGAUUAGAGUC